AUGGAUACUAGUCCCGGUGACGUUGAUGCGUCCGCCCAGGCUGGUGUGGAUAACACCAGUGGCAGUAGCAGUGGCAGUAGCAGUGGCAGUAGCAGUGGCGGCAGCAGUAGCAGCAGCAGUGGCAGCAAUAGUGGCAGCAGUAGUAGCAGUAGCAGUGGCAGUGGCAGUGGCAGUGCCAAUGGCAGUAGUAACAGUUCUGCAGCACCGGAUACCGGUAGUACUUCACUCAGCAGACCCGUGGAGGUCAGUGCAGUCAGUAUUAAGCUACCACCUUUCUGGCCUACGGACCCCAACCUCUGGUUCGCCCAGGUAGAGGCCCAGUUUGCCACUCGUGGCAUAUCUGCUGAGCUUACCAAGUUCAAUUAUGUAAUCUCAUCUUUAUCGCAAGAGUAUGCGCAUGAGGUUCGCGACAUUUUGUUGAGGCCACCAACUGUCGAGCCCUACACGCACCUCCGGGCGCAGUUGAUAGCUCGCCUGAGUGCCAGUGCACAGAAGCGGAUUCGCCAGCUUCUUACGGAUGAGCAGUUGGGCGACCGCAAGCCGACACAGUUACUCUGGAGUAUGCAACGCCUCCAGAGCGAUACACCCCUGGACAGUGACUUACUACGGGAACUGUUUCUCCAACGGCUACCAUCUAACGUACGGAUGGUCCUUGCGUCUGCCAGAGAUCUGCCAUUAGAGCAGCAAGCUAAGUUGGCCGACAACAUUAUUGAGAUGGCCACCCAACCACCCAUCGCCGCUGUGCCCACAGGCUAUCAGUCUAUGCCAGUCACAUGUGCUGUACAACCUGCUGGACACUCCACCACCGUGCAAUCUCAAGACAUCCAGUCCACUAUUGCCACAUUGGUCAGCCAGGUGUCGGAGCUGAGCGCUGCCGUUUCCCAGCUUUCACGUAGCCGUUCCAACUCUCUGUCCGAACCCCGUUCCCGUGCGCAGAGCUUCUCACGACGGGAAUCUGGCCUGUGCUGGUAUCAUGCCAGAUUUGGAGCUAAGGCCACCAAGUGUACAUCCCCCUGCACCUACUCGUCGGGAAACGGAUCCGCCAGCCACUGA
Sycon ciliatum is the source of this 1053-nucleotide messenger RNA. RefSeq lists its product as uncharacterized. The record is from RefSeq and is a predicted model, not a curated record. The transcript has a single exon. The coding region runs from base 1 to 1053 and encodes 350 amino acids. Lineage: Eukaryota; Metazoa; Porifera; Calcarea; Leucosolenida; Sycettidae.